UCCGCAUCUCGUUAGCUUCCAUUGCUGAACAAAAAUAGAAAGAUUGUAUUUACUGAACGAGGAGCAGGCAGUUUAAAAGUGCAUAUCGUGUUUGAAAUAGAUACAAGUGAAAAGUUAAUAGAUUUAUUGUUUAGCUGAUACGCAGAGUUUCAGAGUAAUAAGGGAAAACAGUGAGAGGUCCGGAGAAUGCUGACGACGGGAGCGGCCGUGACCAACGUCACGGCGCUGGCCCAGGUGGACCGGGAGAAGAUCUACCAGUGGAUCAAUGAGCUGUCCAGUCCGGAGACCAGGGAGAAUGCUCUGCUGGAGCUGAGCAAGAAGCGGGAGUCGGUUCCGGACCUCGCCCCGAUGCUCUGGCACUCCUUUGGCACCAUCGCCGCGCUGCUGCAGGAAAUAGUGAACAUCUACCCGUCCAUCAACCCUCCCACCCUCACCGCUCACCAGUCCAACAGGGUGUGCAAUGCGCUGGCGCUGCUGCAGUGCGUCGCCUCGCACCCUGAGACGCGGUCGGCGUUCCUGGCGGCUCACAUUCCCCUCUUCCUGUAUCCGUUCCUGCACACCGUCAGCAAAACGCGGCCCUUCGAGUACCUGCGCCUCACCAGCCUGGGGGUCAUCGGAGCUUUGGUGAAAACAGACGAACAGGAAGUGAUCAACUUCCUCCUGACGACUGAAAUCAUCCCGCUGUGUCUGCGCAUCAUGGAGUCAGGGAGCGAACUCUCCAAAACGGUCGCGACCUUCAUCCUGCAGAAGAUCCUCCUGGACGACACCGGCUUGGCUUACAUCUGCCAGACCUACGAGCGUUUCUCCCAUGUGGCCAUGAUUCUGGGGAAGAUGGUGCUGCAGCUCUCCAAGGAGCCGUCGGCCCGGCUGCUGAAGCACGUUGUCCGCUGCUACCUGCGCCUCUCGGAUAACCUCAGAGCCAGAGAGGCGCUGCGUCAGUGUCUGCCGGACCAGCUGAAAGACAGCACCUUCGCCCAGGUUCUGAAGGACGACACCACCACCAAGCGCUGGCUCGCUCAGCUCGUCAAGAACCUGCAGGAGGGCCAGGUGACGGACGCCCGCGGCAUCCCGCUCGCCCCGCAGUGACGCCCCGACCGGCCGCCCGACAGGCCGCCCUGCUGCCGGCCGCCCUGGUGCUAGGACUGUCCUCGGCGCCGCUCACUGCAAACCGACCAGCGACCGACCGAGGGGUUUUUGUUUGGAUUACGAACUCUUGAAUUUCAGAAACUGUAGAUUUUACUUUUACUGAGACAUAAUAUUUUUUCUGAACUGUUUGACAGUAAUGUUUAGGUGAAACAUUUCACAGAUUAAAGGAACAAACAGGAACUAAAUCCUGUGAAGCUUUGCAAAAAAUGAGAGAAUGUGAUGAUCACCAAUAACCUGAAGUUCAUGAUGACAUCACUUCCCUUUGAUGGUCUCCUGAGUUGCUGCUGAUGCUUCCCUCAGCAACCCGUCGCCUCCUGCAGCACGCUCCUGCAGCACGCUCCUGCAGCACGCUCCUGCAGCACGCUCCUGCAGCACGCUCCUGCAGCACGCUCCUGCAGCGUCUGAUGGGUGAACUGGGUUCUGUACCGUAGGCAGCAGCUUCUGUCCUGGCUGUACUCGUCCACUCAUUUGUACAGAGAUGAUUUCUUGGCCUCUGCGUGUUUCUAAAUAAACAUUUUUUCAACAUA
Poeciliopsis prolifica (blackstripe livebearer) is the source of this 1673-nucleotide messenger RNA. Its product is annotated as CCR4-NOT transcription complex subunit 9. NCBI's taxonomy places the organism in Eukaryota, Metazoa, Chordata, Actinopteri, Cyprinodontiformes, Poeciliidae. Gene Ontology annotation, biological process: negative regulation of translation; mRNA catabolic process. The transcript has 8 exons. The record is from RefSeq and is a predicted model, not a curated record. Gene Ontology annotation, cellular component: CCR4-NOT complex; P-body; CCR4-NOT core complex. Bases 187 to 1086 code for a protein of 299 amino acids.